Molecule: messenger RNA, 1684 nt
Organism: Anguilla rostrata (American eel)
Lineage: Eukaryota; Metazoa; Chordata; Actinopteri; Anguilliformes; Anguillidae
Product: junctional adhesion molecule 2A-like
Exons: 10
Coding region: 220-1107 (295 amino acids)
Biological process (GO): immune response; leukocyte cell-cell adhesion; cell morphogenesis
Cellular component (GO): protein complex involved in cell adhesion; plasma membrane; tight junction
Source: RefSeq, a predicted model, not a curated record
ACUGUGAUUAACUUGUACGGACACAGCUGUCUGCACGGGACAGAUAGAGUUCAGCACAAUCGCGUUUCUCACUGACGCAAACCCGCUCCAAGUGCCGACAAAUCUGAGGGAACAAUCGCGGGAAACCGUCCGCGUCUCUUUUUUUUUUACUCGCGGACCAGUGGCCCCAGUACCACUCCUUGUAGCUGUUGUGUUUUACGAACCAUUCCGCCCGUGAAGAUGAAAAGAACGGAGCCGCUCCUCCUCAUCUCCGCUCUUCUCCUGUUGUUGCAGAGCCAGUUUUGUUUCCCAGUGACUGUGAGCAGCCCCAAGCCCAAGGUGGAGAUCCAUGAGAAUGAAGAUGCUGUGCUGCCCUGUGUGUUUAAGACUGAGAAAGACAGCCAUCCCCGUAUUGAGUGGAAGAAAAAGGGCAAAGAUAUAUCCUAUGUGUACUUCAAUGGAACAUUCAGAGGGAGCUUUGCGGGACGGGCGAAGAUGGAGGGGGCUACAGUGACCCUGUACAGAGCCACGCUGAGAGAUUCGGGGGAGUACCGGUGUGAGGUCAGCGCCUCCAUGGACUCCAACACCCUGGGAGAGGCGGAAGUCAGCCUCAAAGUGCUGGUGCCCCCCCACACCCCGCUGUGUGAGAUCCCCAGCUCUGCUCUGACGGGGGCCGUGGUGGAGAUGCGCUGUGAGGACCGCCUCAGCUUCCCCCCCGCUACGUACAGGUGGUACAAAGACAACCGCCCGCUGAGCUCCACCCGCCAGGCCAACCUCACCUACACCCUGGACACACAGUCCGGCAAGCUGUAUUUCAGGGCUGUGUCCCAGGCUGACUCAGGGCAGUACCGCUGUGAGGCCUCGAAUGGAGUGGGGGCGCCAAAGAGCUGUGAGGGAAAACACCUGCAGAUUGAUAUGUAUGAUAUGAACAUGAUGAUCAUCAUCACUGUGGCUGCAGGGGGUCUGCUCCUCCUCAGUGUGAGUGUGCUGGGAGUCUGCUGCUGCUGCUGGAGACGCCGCUGCAAGCAUCAAAAGGGAAAAGGAAGCAGUGACACCCCCCACCAGUGCUCCAGUAGCUCUCUUCCAAAUCCUGAGUACUACAGACAUACCCAGUCCUUUGUGCUGUGAGAAACACCCUACCUGUCAUUUCCAUGGCAACAUUUUACUGGACAUGGGCCAUCAAAUUGCCAGCAGAAGGACUGGGCGGGACCCCGGGUACGACAAGCAGAGCAGGGACAAACGGCAAUAAUGCUCUGCACUGGAAAACCACUGCUCACUUACUCCCUCUUGUGGUUGAGUUCUGAAAUCACCACACACGCAAGGACUUCUGGCCCAGAGAAGAGUUUUGACUGAAGCACCAGCAUCCUGCAGAAACUGCCCAUUAACAAUGAUUCAGUCAUCCCUCAUACCAAAUAUACCCCACUGCUACCACCCUCACUUUUCAACAAAUGAAUGUUGUAUUUUCUCAUAUAUUUUGUAGAUCUUUUUAUCUUUUUAAUCGACAAUCUUUUUUUAUAAGAACUGAAGUGCUCUUGUCUGUGUGAGUGACUGAAUGAAUGGGAUGGUUUUUUUUUACAGAAGUGGGGUCAGAAAUGAAUAUCUUCUGCUUUCCUGUCAGGUGUUUUAUUAGUAAUGCUGUGCUAAUAGGAAGCAUGCUAAAUGAGGUGUGAUCCAAAGAUAUUAAAGGUUGCACAAAGAUAAUAAA